AUGGAUCGAUACAAUAAUCAUCGACCGCCUUCCUCUAUGCGCAGCUCAAUCAACUCCGUCAACUUCAAUCAUGUCGUGGCCACAGUCACACCACCCGCUUCCCCUCCAGCAUAUCCAUCAUAUCCACUCAGCCCUCCAAGCAAGAGCGCAUCAAUAAGCGCGACAACUACAAGCCCGGAACCACCUGGUAGAACAACAUCUGAAAACAGCACACGCCGACCGCAUAGCAAUGCUUUGAUUGAGGCGGCAAAGAUCAGAGUUCAGGAUGAGCAAGAAAUGCAAGACAUGCUUCACAGCGUUCAACUAUCUAGUCAGGUCUGGAAUGCCGAGAUCGAGCCCGAACAUGAGACAAAUGAACUCUGUGAAUGUGCCGUGCACAAGUACCAGAAACGGAAGAUUGAUCGCCUUCAAACCCAGGAGAUGUGGUCCAAAGCCGUGAUAUACCCCGGGGAAAAGCCAUACGACGACUGUACCCACUUGCGCCUGCUCAAGAACAACCCAUAUUCAACCGUGAUUAUCUCGCCGUAUGGACUCCCAGGAGCAACGCUAUCUGGAAAUGUCCGACCCGAUCCACAAAAUCAUGCAACCUUCCUCCAACAGAUGAUAGCACUGGAUGCGAGUCUGAAUGCAAAGGCAAAAAUCGCUGUCCAGGCCCUGGAGCCAUCCUUCAACAUCUGGGAUCUUGAGCAUCUAGAGUCUUUGGUAUCAAAUAUGUCCAAUGGCCAUAACCAAACUGAUAAACCGUCAAAGCGUGCCAGUAUAAAGAAAGCUCUGUCCGUUAAGAGCUCUGAUGAAAGAGCUGCCGGAAAUUUUAAAAAAAAGUUUUCUGGGGGACUCGAACGUCGUCAGGAAAUCCUCACAGAAGAGGAGGGUCGAUGGCAAGACGACUACGAUAGACACGUUGUAACGGUCUAUCAGCAGACGGUUGGAAUCUCUCUGAAAGUCUACGAGCUUCGAACGCAUCAGCCUCUGCAAUAUCUUCACCUCCUACGUGCAGGCUAUUUUGAGCCUAUUCCUAUAUCCUGGAGUGAAGAAACAAAGACCUCGAAUCCCUUGAGGUUCUCCAUUGAUGCUGCUGUAGGGUGGCGAGGGGUCACGCCUGCAUGGAGAGGCUAUGACAACACCGCCGAGGAACGAUUGUACUGGACCCUGAGCAACCGAGAUACAGGUGGUGUUGUUAUAAAGCCCGACAUUGUUUCAGCGCUAGACAUGGCUCGCACUCGAUUGGACUCGGCAGUGGAUAUACCACCAGCAUACUAUGAUCCUGAGGAUAUCUGUCAUACCCAGAAUACCUCUCAUGGUUACUCAAAACAGGUCAGGUCCUCUUUCAGAUGGAACACCCCAAUGUCGCAGACGGACGAGACAAUGAUUUUACUGGAUGUUUCGGGCUCUAUGGACUUCAGCCCUGCACGACCAAACUAUAACCAGUCUCUCAUUACAGGCUUUGUCAAGACCAGUCAGCCAAAGAAUAAAGACCUUGCAAAAGCGAUAAUUCGUCGCUUUAUCCACUCACUGGGGAAUCAUGACCAAGGAUGGCAAGGCUAUCCACUGAUCACUUUUUCCAGCCAAGCCAACUACUUAGGGACCGUCAAUGGAUGGAAUAUGAAUGAAUUAUGGGAAAAGGUCAAAUUUGGUGGACGGACACGAGUCAUGACAGGGUGGGCAAAGAUAAAGGAACUGCAUUUCCAAAAACACUUCAACACAGCAAAGUAUCAUCCAAUCUAUGGAUGGCAGCCUGGUCCAGAAACACCCAACCUACGACUACUUCUAAUACUUGACGGCGAAGCAAGCGACAUGGAUGAAUUCGAACUCGAGCUUCUGGGUCUCUCUUGGGCAUAUACUACCAUAUUCUUGAUUGGUGUUGAAGGCAGUCUCAGUCACCAUCGGCAUGCAAACAAGCUACAAAGAAUUAGCGAGGUCAAUCCCCGAAUCUCCUUUGUUGAAGCCCAAGGAAACGUUGCAGAGCGUUUCAUCCUCCAUGAACUGCUCAAACGACACCUCGGUCGCGAGCUUUCAAUGGCCGAGCUCAGAGAUUUACAGCAUUCCACAGCUGAACUGCCCUCACCGGAGCAAAUUCGUUAUGAUAGGCGUCAAUCAGCCGGAACCCAGCUUGAGCAGGUGCCUGUGGAGCUGCCAUCGCUAGAAGAAACGCGACACUGGCAGAUUCAACAGCACCUUGUGCCGUUGCACGUACCGUCUACACCAUUGGUUGAGUUGAGAUCUGAUCGGGAUCCGAUUGAAUUGCCCGCUUCUGAGCCACCAUCGUCACCGUCGUCACCUUCGUCCCCGCCGCGAUAUACUCCGUUUCCUCGCCAACCAGCCCUUGGAGCAUCUAGUCUCCCGCUCACACGUCCACGUCCAUUGCAUCACGGAUAG
Molecule: messenger RNA, 2376 nt
Organism: Penicillium pulvis
Lineage: Eukaryota; Fungi; Ascomycota; Eurotiomycetes; Eurotiales; Aspergillaceae
Product: VWA domain-containing protein
Exons: 2
Coding region: 1-2376 (791 amino acids)
Source: RefSeq, a predicted model, not a curated record